This is a messenger RNA of Pollicipes pollicipes, 1163 nucleotides long. Its product is annotated as amiloride-sensitive sodium channel subunit gamma. Lineage: Eukaryota; Metazoa; Arthropoda; Thecostraca; Pollicipedomorpha; Pollicipedidae. The transcript is spliced from 4 exons. Gene Ontology annotation, cellular component: plasma membrane. The coding region runs from base 196 to 663 and encodes 155 amino acids. The record is from RefSeq and is a predicted model, not a curated record. Gene Ontology annotation, molecular function: ligand-gated sodium channel activity. Gene Ontology annotation, biological process: sodium ion transmembrane transport.
GAUGCAACCUGUUUUGCAUCCUCAAGCAGGUAUGUUCUAAUGAAGCGUCAAAUUUAUUUUUCCUAACGGCAUAUAUGUAAAACAGCCUCGGACACCAAGUGUACUUCAAGAGUCAGCCAGCAGUUCGAGGACCAGAACAUCACCUGCCACUGUCCACCGGCCUGCGACGAGACGGCCUACAACGUGUUCCAGUCGAUGACGGAGUGGCCCAGAAGGACUUACAUGGUGACGGCCGCCUCACGAAUGGGCAUCAACUUCACUGACAUGGACCCGCACCAGGUGGAUAACAUACCCUCCAACAUCCUCGAGCUGAAAGUGUUCUUCAAGACACUGAACACGGCACUGCUUGUCGAGGCUCCGCAGUACUCGGACCAUUCGUUGCUGAGCAGCGUGGGGGGCGCCAUGUCGCUCUACUUGGGUGUCUCACUGGUGAUGGUGGCUGAGCUGCUGGAGUAUCUGCUGCUGCUGCUCUCGACCGUGCUGCGCUACUACAUGGGCAGGCUCGCUCCAACCGUCGCAUCGCGCGGGGACGAUGUGACCAAGAUCGUCGUUAACCACUCAAACGGCGUGCAGAUGACGUACCUGGGAAACGCCGAUAACUACCCGGUGCUGAAGAAGGUCGCCUACGUCCCACCGACAACGACCGCAAGCGUGUGCCAUUGAAGCAGUGCCACUCGGACGCCCCAUUUCCCCCAGGGCCAAGCUACACGUGCCAGCCACGGGUGGACUUUGGCGGGGCCCCGUCCAAGCGCCGGGCACAUACACUGUAUCGGGGUCCCCACGUGGGAUACGUUUCGGUGGAAGAAACCCGGGUUCGUGCAGUUCCCCACCGUAAUCCACUCUACUUCAUGACACAGCCUUGAAAUAGUUAGCACUGACCCGGUAGGCGUCUCAUUCAAAGAAAGCCAGAGCGCACUGGACCACCACUUGGGUCGAUCUGUGUUUUCCAGCGGACCGGGGGCGUGAUCCCGUUGGGCCUGUCCGUAUGUGUGCUAUCGUUGACGAUCGCUAUUUCCGGUCAGAGUGUGACCCAAGCGCUGCGGGUGACCAUCCUGGCGCCAGCAAGGCGGGGUAGUCACUUGGUGCCCAGUGGUAUAUCAAUAUAAGCUUUCAGUCACGCUGUGCACUGAGCCACCGUUAGAAGCAAUACAAACUAAAACGAU